AUGGCUGCGGACGCGAAACCGACGCAGCCCUCGACACCUAGGGAUUUUUUCCAGAGGAUUUACGGCGACUUAGAGGACGGGAAUAAGAAAAAAACGGAGGUCCAAGUGGUGGCUAGGUCUGACAACGAGUUGAUAACACCGAUUCCCAUUCUUGCGACUCCGAUUCCGUUUUUGGUACCGCCGGGAAAUGAGCCGCAUUUGGCCGCCGCGGCUGCUGGAUUAUCAGCUUUCCUGGCGAGAAGGAGGAGGAAGGAGGGCAGGCCGAGGAGACAAAGGACGACUUUCAGUAGCGAGCAGACUUUACGUUUGGAAAUCGAGUACCAGAGAUCCGAGUACAUUAGCAGAGGAAGGAGAUGCGAACUGGCCGAAGCUCUGAGACUAUCCGAAACUCAGAUCAAGAUCUGGUUCCAGAAUCGCAGGGCCAAGGACAAACGGAUCGAGAAAGCGCACAUCGAUCACCACUACAGGAAGUUGUUGGGUGCGUUUCCAGGAAGUUUUUGCCCGAUUUGUUUGGACGGUCCUUGUUUCCACGUUACUUCCAUUCUGCAGGCACAAGUUCCAUUGCAAAAUUCUAACAGUCCUGAUCCAGAAUCGAAAUUCACCAUUAAUCAAAAUAAUCAAGACCCUUAA
Aethina tumida (small hive beetle) is the source of this 630-nucleotide messenger RNA. Its product is annotated as homeobox protein rough-like. Gene Ontology annotation, biological process: regulation of DNA-templated transcription. The coding region runs from base 1 to 630 and encodes 209 amino acids. Gene Ontology annotation, molecular function: DNA binding; DNA-binding transcription factor activity, RNA polymerase II-specific. The record is from RefSeq and is a predicted model, not a curated record. NCBI's taxonomy places the organism in Eukaryota, Metazoa, Arthropoda, Insecta, Coleoptera, Nitidulidae. The transcript is spliced from 3 exons.